Messenger RNA from Alosa sapidissima (American shad), 4537 nucleotides. It is a transcript of the gene ppm1aa, whose product is annotated as protein phosphatase, Mg2+/Mn2+ dependent, 1Aa. Lineage: Eukaryota; Metazoa; Chordata; Actinopteri; Clupeiformes; Clupeidae. The transcript is spliced from 6 exons. Gene Ontology annotation, cellular component: nucleus; cytosol. The record is from RefSeq and is a predicted model, not a curated record. Gene Ontology annotation, biological process: protein dephosphorylation; positive regulation of canonical NF-kappaB signal transduction; positive regulation of canonical Wnt signaling pathway. Bases 374 to 1606 code for a protein of 410 amino acids. Gene Ontology annotation, molecular function: protein serine/threonine phosphatase activity; magnesium ion binding; manganese ion binding.
UCUUCAAUCCAGGUCCUCUCGUCGAGAGGCUAAGGUUCAGCGUGCGGGUGGGUAAACUGCUCGGCGUAGUCCCCCAGCCCAUCACCACAAUCGAAAAUACUUAGGUAAAAAUAUUGCAGAAUAUUGUAAUAAUGCAUCCCCGGCUGAUUGACAACGGGGAGGUCCGCUCUUUCACAAACUGAACGCGGGGAAAGGGUUUUUCUCCCAGCACAAGCCAGUCAACAAACCAAGUCCAUCCGACGUUGAGCCUCUGCUUUAACGGCGUUUCUUGCAGUUCUUGAAAUUCUUUCGCAGCGUACAGCAUCGUAAGGUACAUUUUGGACCUACGUUGAUUUGAUAGGAGCAUCAUAACAAAAGCACACACUCAUACAUAAUGGGUGCAUUUUUGGACAAGCCAAAGAUGGAGAAACAGAAUGCCUGUGGUGAGGGGAACGACCUGCGCUAUGGGCUGAGCAGCAUGCAGGGCUGGCGGGUGGAGAUGGAGGACGCGCACACGGCCGUCAUCGGCCUGCCGCACGGCCUCAGUCCCUGGUCCUUCUUUGCCGUGUACGACGGGCACGCCGGCUCCCAGGUGGCCCGCUACUGCUGCGAGCACCUCCUGGAGCACAUCACCAGCAACCCCGACUUCCAGGGCGGCACCAAGACCCAGGAGCAGCCUGACGCCGCUGCAGCUGCCACUGCCGCAAGGGAGGUGGCCAAGGAGCCAGAGGUAGAUGAGCCCAGCGUCGACCAAGUGAAGCAGGGCAUCCGCACAGGCUUCCUGCAGAUUGAUGAGCACAUGCGCCAGAUCUCGGAGAACCGGAAAGGGGGCGGCGCGACCGACCGCAGUGGCUCCACGGCCGUGGGUGUGAUGGUGUCACCGCAGCACAUCUACUUCAUCAACUGCGGCGACUCACGCGGGCUCCUGAGCCGCGCCGGCACCGUACACUUCUUCACACAGGACCACAAGCCCAACAACCCGCUGGAGAAGGAGCGCAUCCAGAACGCCGGCGGCUCCGUCAUGAUCCAGCGCGUCAACGGCUCGCUGGCCGUCUCGCGCGCCCUUGGAGACUUCGACUACAAGUGCGUGCACGGCAAGGGCCCCACCGAGCAGCUGGUGUCACCCGAGCCCGAAGUCUGUGCCAUCGAGCGCUCCGAGCCCGACGACGAGUUCAUCGUGUUGGCGUGCGACGGCAUCUGGGAUGUCAUGGCCAACGACGAGCUAUGUGACUUUGUGCGCUCACGGCUGGAGGUCACUGACGAUCUGGAGAGGGUCUGCAAUGAAAUUGUCGACACCUGUCUUUACAAGGGGAGCAGGGACAAUAUGAGUGUGGUGCUGGUGUGCUUCAGCGGAGCGCCCAAGGUGUCCGCCGAGGCCGUGAGGAGGGAAUCAGAGCUGGAUAAGUACCUGGAGAGCCGAGUGGAGGAGAUCCUGAAGCAGAAUGGUGAGGAGGGCGUCCCGGACAUGGUGCAUGUGAUGCGCACAUUAGCGACAGAGAGCAUCCCCAACCUGCCACCAGGAGGAGAGCUCGCCAGCAAACGAAGCGUUAUUGAAGCAGUAUACAACAAACUCAACCCCUUCAGAAACGAGGACACAGACUCAGCCUCCACAGAAGACAUGUGGUGAUGCACUAACACACCCAGCUUUCCACCUGGUCUCCACACAGCGCCCGCAUCUUUAAAGGGAAAACAGGAGGAGGCGGAAGAGGAGGCGGAAGAGGAGGAGAUGAACACCCUACAACAACCCUUACGGCCCUCCUUGCUAUCUCUCCUGGGAUUUUUGGGGACUCUUGUCCACUGGGUUUCAUUCCUUCAGUCCUUCACAGACUUACAAAAUCGACUUCCUUCAAGGCCCUCUUCUCCUAGACCCCCCACUCCCCCAAAAACACUCUUCAGUAUCUCCCCUGUUCCCUCUCCUACCGACACCGGCGUUAGACCAGUGUACCCUCUGAUAACUCCCAGCACCCUGGGCUCUCUCUGCAACCAACACCCAUCACCCACUCCCUCCCUGCAAACCAGCGCCUCCUUUUGCAGCCUCCAACAGCAUUAUCUCCUGCAUCCAAUGUUUUACCAACCAGCAACUACCAUCCCUCCGUAGUAUCAUUACACUCUACCCUAAACCCAAAUCCUUACUACAGCUAGUCAAACAGUUGGUUAUAACAUUUUUUUUUUAUUUCAAUUCAUUUUGAUCUACAGUUUUCUUUUUUGUGGUGUACAGUUGUCUAGUGCAUAAGUGAAGUCUGUAUCAAAUGCAGCUAAAGUGGUGGGUUGAAAAAAAGCUAAUGUUAAAAAAAAGAUAAAAAGAAGGCUGCCUUGUGUUUCCAGAAACGCACAGCCCCAGAUCCCCACUGGUCACCACCACCACCACAUAUCACACAGUGUGAUUGUGUGUUCCUUGAAGAAACGGGUAAUUGACAUGGGCUUAGAGCAUGUUCAGUUUUUAUUGAUGUUUUUGUUUUGUUUUCUUUGUUUGUUUUCUUUGUUUUUGUAUACUGAAGCACUUGCUUUGUACGGUAAUCUUUCUCCAUGCUCAGUUCUGUUAUCACAUUGUUCACAUGUCAAACCCUCUCAUGUUGACACUAUUUCAUGAUCUCGAGACUUUACAUUUCCACGAAAGACAGAGCCGAACUAUUCCUUAUACCAAGCUAAGCUAAUCUGUUUUGUGCUUUAGUGUGCGUGUGUGUGCGUGCGUGCUUGUGAGGGAGAUCUUUGAAUGAAUCGUAUGGGUAAACAUACUAUGUGCUGUCAUUGCGUGUGCUUUUUGUUUAAGAAUGCUCCUUCAGUACAUUUGCUGGGGUGUUGCAGAAGAUGCUGGUGUAGAAUAGAAAGGAAUGGAACUCUGCCCCCCCCCCCCUCCCUUUCCAUUCACACACACACAAACACACACAAACACAAACGCCACUCAUCCACCCAUUGGCCCACUUUACUGCCCCCUGUCUCUGUAUAUUUGGAGUAGGCUGGUGUGAGGAGAGACGGCAUCUAAUGUUCAGGAACCACACAGACCGUAGGCCUGGCUUAUGUAUGGCUAUACUGGUUGGUCAGACCAACAGUAAGUCGAGGAAAGAAAUCUCCAGAAGCUGGUUUCAAAUGGUUGUUAUAGUGUGAAAGAGUUGAGUUUCUUUUUUACAUGUUGGAAAUGGCUUGAGCUUUUACAUUUCUUUACUGUAUGACUUUGAAUGAACUGUAAGGAAGAACAAAAAUCUCCAUGAAUGCUCUGAGCUUGUCUGUGUAGAGCGUAUCCCUGUCGUAGAAGAGGUGUGCUGGCUGUCCUAUAGGCCACGGGAGAAUAGUUUGCUGCUAUAGUGUUUGAAUGAUUGAUGCAUCUGACUGGUUAGUGGGUUGAUUGAUUUGAUUUGAUUUGAUUUGAUUGGUUGAUUGAUUAAUUGAUUCUUGCAUUGGUAACUUAACCCUCCCCAUGCCCCUUCUUUGUGCAGUUUUUUGUCAGUGAAACUGUGUGUAACUUAUUAAGAACAUAUAAAAGGUAUUGUGGCUAAUUAUAGUAUGAUGAUGAUAAUGAUUAUAAUAUUGCCCCCCUGGACAAAAUAAGGAAGAGCAAGUAAUGUUGGUAGUUAAGGCUUUGGCCACAAAGGAUUUUACUUUUAAGUAUCUAGAUUUUUGGAUAGAUCAUUGUGAAGAAAAUGGUUGUAUGGAUAGAGCAUCUUGGUGAGUGUACCCUUCAGUGUCUGGACACUAAAUUUAGUUUUGUGAUUUGCAGCCCCCUCUGACCCCGAAGACUGACAAUCAGACGACGUUAAGCUAACCCCGGCUUCCCCUCGUUGUGUGUCUGUUAAAUUUGGCUUCAACAGCGCAUGCUUUUUUUUGGCCCAGCUAUAAGCAGUUGAAUAGUCCUCUCCCCCCUUUUUUCUUCAUUUUAACACAGUUCUCUGUUGUUUUUUGCACAGCUGUCGCAAACAAAUUGAACAAAUUUAGCAAAUGUCCUCAAAACAGUGUUUAAAACAAUGUGGCAUUUGGUUCUUGCCCUUUGCACACAAUUUAAUGAUGUACUUUACAUAUAAAAAUUGUCUAUGUGAUGUGGCCCUGAUGUGCAUACCUUGCCAUAAAUAUAAAAAUGACAAAAAAAUUCCAUUGUCACACCAAUUUUAGGUUCAUAAAUAAUAUUAAUAAUAAUAAUUAAACAUACUGUGUGGAACUGAAUCCUUUAGUGUAAGUGUGUUUAUGGCCUACAUCUUCUCCCCAAUGUCAUUGUGUGCAAAGGGAACCAAAAAAAGAAAGAAAAAAAUGAUACGUUGGUAGACCCUCACACCACACACACCUAACAAAAGCAGUGUUUUUACCUCUGUUUUGAGUGGAUGUGAGCAAUCUUCUGUUCACAGUCAAGCUGCUCUAAAGAAAAGCCCUGAUCAUCUGUUGUGCACAUAAGCUAAGCUAUUUUUAUUAAAUGAUUAAUAUGUAUAUUUGUACUCAUUUAUAAAUAUGUACACAAAUGAAGUAAUCAAGGAAAAUCAGUCCUCCUCUUAACCCAUUCAGACCCUCGUAAACUGUUUUUCUGUCUGUCAUUUUAAUAUUUUCAGACUGGAAAUAAACCUAUUUUAUUUGA